This is a messenger RNA of Biomphalaria glabrata, 1266 nucleotides long. RefSeq lists its product as uncharacterized. Bases 321 to 761 code for a protein of 146 amino acids. The transcript has 5 exons. NCBI's taxonomy places the organism in Eukaryota, Metazoa, Mollusca, Gastropoda, Planorbidae. Gene Ontology annotation, molecular function: protein binding. The record is from RefSeq and is a predicted model, not a curated record.
AUUUCAAAACAAGGUCAUUGUUGAGAUAUUUGGGAGCAGUAUAACAUGCGUGCAUUUCAUGUCUAACACCAUCGCAUAGUUGCUUCUGUGUUGGGAGAUUCACACAUUUCAAACAAUUUAAAGUGGACUUCACUUGACUAUAGGAAGCAUAAGUUCUUUUAAAAAGAAGUAUCUAUAUCAUGUAAUAAACCUAUUGUCUAGAUUUCUUUUCCUUUAUUGCAAUACAGAAAUUAAAAAAAAAAGAAAGAUGGUGAAAGCAUGGCUGUGUGUAGCAUUGAUUUGCAUGCAUUGCACCCUGACCUACUCCCAGUGCUGGUACAAUGGUUUUUACUAUCAGUUUGGACCCUUUCAACCUGAACCAUGCCUCUCCUGCUUCUGCUUCGAUAGCGGGGCAACAGACUGUUUCAUCAUACAGUGCCCCACAUGUCUAUUUUACUACUACAAGCCUGGCGACUGCUGCGCCACCUGUGAGCCACCACCGAACCCAACGCAGUCAGCGGCAGUAUCAACCAGGAAAGCUGCAUGUAAAGAUCAGUAUGAACCAGUGGAAGUUGAACGUGAGUAAACAGACAGUUUUGGGAGCCAGAGGAGCCGAACGAGGGAUUAUAACUUCCGGAGUAGCAGACGUAGCCCAAUUUUUGGCGGCAGUGGAAGAUUGUAGCACCACUAACACAUUCUAUUUAUUCUUGCCUAGUAUUAAUCAACUUUGGGUGGCCUGCUCAUACCAAACAGACUAUCUAACACAAUGUAUACCAAUUUAACAUGUGAAUUAAAUCACUUUUGUUUCAUGUAAUGCAAAAUAAUAUUUUAUUAUAUCAAUUGGACAUUACAUUUGUAUAUUUCAAUACGACUCUCAGACGGGUUGUCAAUCUAUAUUAAAAUACAUAUCUAAGAUUCAGAUAAGCGUAAAUAUUUUUUUUCUUUUUCUUGUUAUUUCUUCAAUGGCAUGGCAAUGUUUAAAUAUUACUUUCUCAACUCCCUCCCCCCUCAUUGUUUCUUAUUCACUUAUUAUUUCUGUAACUUUUUAAUGCAUGACUUAUCUCCCCUAAAAUCAGCUCUCUUCUGUCUCACUUAUUUUGUGCAUGAUUUCUCUCCCUUGACUUUUCCAGUAUAGAGAUACAGACUUGACAGAGAUAGGGGAAACGUAACUCGGCAUGCCUCAAAGAAAAGCAGACACGGAUGUGAAUAUAUGUACAGUCGAUAGCUUUGUGGUUUUGAACAACUGUAGUGUGUUUUUAUAGAGAAAAUAAGAAUGGUCAAAAGCUC